UUUUCCGCAGAAGCCAACAGAAUAACGCCACUUACUCUUGCUCGCGGCAGAGGAACUGCCUGAUCGACAGGACCAACCGAAAUCGGUGUCAGCACUGCCGACUGCAGAAGUGCCUGGCCCUGGGCAUGUCCCGUGACGCAGUAAAAUUCGGCCGCAUGUCGAAGAAGCAGCGGGACAGCCUCUAUGCCGAGGUCCAGAAACACCAACAAAGCCAAGAACAAAGCGUGGGAGCCAAGGACGACCCAGAGACCAUGUCAAGGGUCUACACCACCAGCGUGAGCAGCGGACUCUCUGACCUGGAUGACAUCUCCAUGUUGUCGGACAGCUUCCUCUUUGAUUUUCCCCUGAGCCCUGACGGGAACAGCAGCUACUACAACCUGGAUCUCCUAACCUCAGCGCAGCCAUCGCCCGACCAGUCCAGUAUCGACGUCAGUGACACCAAGUUCAUUAAGCAGGAGUCCAUCUACGAGCUCAUGCUGGAACCUAGCCUCUUUCCUCAUGGUCCCCUUGAAAGCAACACGUUGACUUCAGACAUUUCAGCGAUGGAAAUGGAGCGCCUAGCCCAGAAUGUGGUGAAGUCGCACCUUGAGACAUUGCAGUACACCAGCGAGGAGCUGCAGCGGUUCGCUUGGGCACUCUACUCUCAGGAGGAGAUAAGGACCAUGCAGAACACAGUAAGUUGUGAUGACUUGAUCAACUCCAUCUUUGAGCUGGGGAAGAAUCUUUGCCGACUGCAGCUGUCUGAUGAAGAGGUAGCACUCUUCACUGCACUUGUCCUGUUCACACCAGAUCGGCCUUGGCUCUCUGAGUCCAAAAAGGUACAAAAACUCCAGGAUAAACUCUACAUGGCUCUCCAGCAUGAGAUUCAAAAGAAAAAUGCCAAUGAAGACAGACUUUCCAAGAUGGUUGCCAAGCUCCCCUUGAUGAAGACAAUCUGCAGCCUCCACUUAGAUAAGCUGGAGCUUUUUCGCCUUGUCCACCCGGAGACGGCCAAAAAUUUCCCUCCUCUCUACAAAGAAGUGUUCAAUUCGGAGCUCCAUUACAGCAACUCUCAGGAGAGCUAAAGCAGAAUUUGCAGAGCAAAACUUUUUGUGGCUUCUGGAAUGGAGAAAGCAGAAUUGACCCCGUGGUUUAUUUUAAAUCAAGGAUCAACCACAAGAUUGUGUGUCUCUGGCUUUCCUCCUCCUCCUCAACCUCUUGCAGUUGAUCUGCGGUGAUCUGCAGUCACUGUUGAAUGUAAUUGCACCUUUUUAAGGAUCCAGCGGACUUUGGGCAUACUGGUGAAAUGAAUGUGAAAUGCUAUUCGGUAGAGAAGAUCCUGCAUUAAGUAGUGUUAAGUAUUCCUAUCCUUUCCUCAAAAGCAUGUUUUUGCAGAACACAUUUCUCUGCCCUAGCAUGUGAAUACAUCCACCCAAACUCAUGAGACUUACAGCCAACUGAUGCCCAACCCAAGAAUGCCUCUUUAGGCCCUACCCGUGUGGAUAAAUAUGUAUAUUUUUGCUGGUUUCUGCUUUUUUCCUGGCAUGGUUCGAAUGAUAGGGACACUGGAUGUACAGAAGGAAAACCAGUUCUUAUGGACUUGUUCAACGUGAGGAUGGAAAUACGUGGGAAGAAAAACACAA
Molecule: messenger RNA, 1622 nt
Organism: Pseudonaja textilis
Lineage: Eukaryota; Metazoa; Chordata; Lepidosauria; Squamata; Elapidae
Source: RefSeq, a predicted model, not a curated record